This is a messenger RNA of Mytilus trossulus (common blue mussel), 576 nucleotides long. Its product is annotated as LDL receptor repeat-containing protein egg-1-like. Lineage: Eukaryota; Metazoa; Mollusca; Bivalvia; Mytilida; Mytilidae. Gene Ontology annotation, molecular function: protein binding. The record is from RefSeq and is a predicted model, not a curated record. The coding region runs from base 25 to 576 and encodes 183 amino acids. The transcript has 7 exons. Gene Ontology annotation, cellular component: plasma membrane.
UGCUACAGACACAAGACAUUUGAAAUGCAAAGACAUUACAGUUUGAUAUGUUUGGUUAUGAUUGGACUCCAUGUAGCAAAUGGGGAAAUUUGUUCACCAGAUGAACUAGAAUGUAGAAUUGGCAAACAAUGUUAUCCAAAGGAAAACAGAUGUAAUGGGAUAGAAGACUGUCCCGAUGGAGAGGAUGAAUAUGAAUGUGAUGCAUGCAAUGGUGGUGCCGUUCCAUGCAGACGCAGCUCAUAUGUGAAAUGUUUGCCUAGUGAAACGCGUUGUGACGGAAUUAUGGCAUGUCAAGGUGCCCCAGAUGAAGAGAACUGUACUGUUUGUAACAAGAAUGCUUUCAAAUGCCCAAAAGAAGAAAGAUGUAUUCAAGAAAAGUGGGUAUGCGACGGGACAGCAGACUGCAAUGAUUUUGCAGAUGAAAUCGGAUGUUUCCAAUGUGGUGCGGACGAGCUGUUUUGUCCUUUUGAUAGCGUAGAAUGUAUUCACGCCAGCAAAAUACUUGAUGGAAAUAAUGAUUGUGGAGGGUGUUAUGAUGAGCGCUUUAGUGAAGAAUGUUUCAAUGGACAGGGCUAG